AUGCGAUUCUGGUCCUGGCUUCGGGGAGAGCCCAGAUGCGAAUAUUACUACAAAAAACGUCUUCAGGAAAUCAAAGUCCAUAUUCGCUAUGGCAUCCCAAAAGAUCCAGUCAAGAAAUGGAUAACCGAGUUCAAUGAUGAGGAAACGCUGGGGUUUGCCAUUAUACAGCGACAGCGUCGUCUGCAGAAUGAGAAAAAGACGGCUGAAGAGCAACAACAGCAAGAGCAGAGACAGCAGUUUCGGCGGCGUCGGUGCGAGCAGUGCCGGUACCAGGAGGAGAUGUGCAGUUCCUGCCAUGAAGCGACGCAGGCAGCAGAUGUUCCACCACCCUACUCGAGCAGAUCCCCAGAGGAAUUCGAACAAGAUCUGGCCAAGCUGCGCGAAGAGUUUGAGUUGGUGGGUCACAUAUGCUAUGGCCCCCCGCUGGCAUAG
Messenger RNA from Aspergillus welwitschiae, 432 nucleotides. RefSeq lists its product as uncharacterized. Bases 1 to 432 code for a protein of 143 amino acids. The record is from RefSeq and is a predicted model, not a curated record. Lineage: Eukaryota; Fungi; Ascomycota; Eurotiomycetes; Eurotiales; Aspergillaceae. The transcript has 2 exons.